GUGGGGUAAAGUGAGCUAGUUUGGGGGGAAAUCCGUCGUUCGAAAGAGCACUUCUCACUGGACUCAGGACGGAGCACAGGCGAAGAUGUCGAACUUCUCAACAAUUUACAAGCUCUCUGUGCUCGCUGUACUUUCUCUAGUACAAGUGUGCCUCUCGAGUUGCCCUGUAAUGGAGUGCUGGUACACGCUAGAGAAAGGCAGAAGAGGAGGCUUAGCUUCAUCUUCCAACCAAGUCAACUCUCUGCUUUUUAUCAAGACCGAAGAACAGCAACAUGACCGAAGGACCGUGAACACACCCUCUGAUAUCGAACAUAUGUUCUUCAUUACAGACCCCUCUGGCUCCCUGUGUCACCGGGCCCUGAACCCUCCUGUAGGCUCCAUAAAGAAGCCUCACUGUGAGCUGAACCGGAUUCAGCCGCAGCCUUCCUCUCUCCUCUGGGUGGCGCCGCUCACAGACUCUGCACAGAGCCCCUUGUACCUCCAGGCCGAGUGGUUUGCAGCCACAAUCCACGGCCUCAAUAAAGAGAUGUCUGUGACCAGUGUCAUACGCACUCCACCGGAGAGCGAACACAAUGAUGUGAUCUUGAGCGUGACCACUAAAACUGUCUUCGUGGCGGCUCGACUGGGGGAGACCGCUUUGUUGGACUGUAGUUUCUGGGUGGACCCCUCUUCCCCUCUCCACGGUGCUGGGUUUUCUGUGGAGUGGCGAUAUCAGUUCAGGGGAAACGGGCAUCUAGUCUUGGGUUACGACGGAAAGACUGACCGCCUGUCCGAUAUAAGGGAUGAAGGAGCCAUGCUGGACUUCGAGAGUGUGCACCAGAACGGGAACGCGUCUCUGAUCCUGUCUGACACUAAAGUCAAACAGUCCGGGACAUACAUCUGCUCUGUGCAUGUGCCGUAUCUCCUGGCACAAGUGGCACUGGAGCUGGAGAUUGUAGAGCCCCCGUCUGUCUCCAUCCACCCGUCCCCUCCCCCCCUCAUCAUCCCCGGACAGACUGUGACUCUGCACUGUGAGGCUUCUGGAUUUGCCCCUCUCUCUCUGGACUUCAGUUGGGAACUCACAGAUUCUGAGGGGAAUGUUACACCUCUGGGGUCGGGCAGCGUGUCAGGGCACAGAGAGGGCUACGAUGGCACUUACAGUCAGACCAGCAAACUGCAAUUGGACUCAGCCAAACUGGAGCAGGGGAGAGGAGGCGAGCUGACCUGUGUGGCAGAGCAUCCUGGCGGCACACGAAGGACUAGUGUCAACCUCAAUGUCAUUGGUUUUAGUACUCCAUCUAUCGAAGAUUCAAUGGCAAUGGUGGGAGUGGCUUUAGUGCUCUAUGGCCUUAUCAAGUUUGUCUCAUGGACUUUCACUGGUUCAGGUGAUGAUGAAUCUGAUGAAAAGAAAAAGAAUUAAACAUCAGAUCUCUGUGAAGAACAUUAGUUGUAACAUGAAGAAAGAUGUGAUCAUUUGGGAGUGGAAUUUUGUUUAAACAUUAUUGUUUCUUUUGAUGUCUUCACAUCUGGAAAGUAUCUUUUGCAUCUAUGGAAGUGGUAUCAAACCUGUUUAAUUUUCUUUUCCUGCUGAUGUUUCUUAUUUUGGUACAAUAUUUACAUGUGUUUAACUGUUGAGGUUUUAUCUCUAAGUAGGAAGGAUUUGAAAGUGAAUGUUAAAUUAGUGAAAAUGUGUUUUUGUAUAUAUGCUUGCCAGUGUGUAAUGUAUUUUAUUUUUCUUGUUUUUCUUUGAAAAGUUACUUACAUAAAAUUAACUCAUUACUCUGCCCUCUACACACAUGUCCCAAAUGACACACUUAUUGGAAUAACAUGAAAAAUGUGAAAAAUAUUAAUGAUUUAGGUUAGUGUGUUUACUGUUAAAUUGUGUGUAUAUUAGACAGAAAUGGUCAAAUGUAAAUUUGUUGUUUGUAAAUAUUAGGAGGUAUGUAUAUUUGUAAUAUUUUCCCAUGGCAGAGUGAGAUCACAUAAUUAAGUUUUACAAUAAUAGGUCUGUCUGCUCUUUAAGAUGAAUGUGAAUAAAAUGGUAAAAAAAUGGG
This is a messenger RNA of Boleophthalmus pectinirostris (great blue-spotted mudskipper), 2033 nucleotides long. It is a transcript of the gene tapbp.1, whose product is annotated as TAP binding protein (tapasin), tandem duplicate 1. Lineage: Eukaryota; Metazoa; Chordata; Actinopteri; Gobiiformes; Gobiidae. The coding region runs from base 86 to 1399 and encodes 437 amino acids. The record is from RefSeq and is a predicted model, not a curated record. The transcript has 8 exons.